This is a messenger RNA of Piliocolobus tephrosceles (Ugandan red Colobus), 1297 nucleotides long. RefSeq names its product zinc finger protein 511 (gene ZNF511). The coding region runs from base 58 to 1002 and encodes 314 amino acids. The record is from RefSeq and is a predicted model, not a curated record. Lineage: Eukaryota; Metazoa; Chordata; Mammalia; Primates; Cercopithecidae. The transcript is spliced from 5 exons.
GUCCGGCUCGGCUGGAGGACGGUGGCCGACAGGCUGCGCCCGCCCGCGCCCGGGGUGAUGCAGCUGCCCCCAGCGCUGUGCGCCCGCCUCGCCGCCGGGCCCGGGGCGGCGGAGCCACUGCCUGUAGAGCGGGACCCCGCGGCUGGGGCCGCGCCCUUUCGCUUCGUUGCGCGCCCGGUGCGCUUCCCGCGGGAGCACGAGUUCUUCGAGGAUGGGGACGUGCAGCGCCACCUCUACCUCCAGGAGGUGCUCAUGCAGGUGGCCGACGCGCCUGAGAAGCCCAGGGUGCCUGCGUUUGCCUGCCAGGUGGCCGGCUGCUGCCAGGUGUUCGAUGCCCUGGACGACUACGAGCACCACUACCACGCGCUGCACGGAAAUGUUUGCUCCUUUUGCAAGCGGGCCUUCCCUUCCGGACAUCUGCUGGACGCCCACAUCCUGGAGUGGCACGAUGCGCUCUUCCAGAUCCUGUCUGAGAGGCAGGACAUGGUGGGUGAGGUCUGCAUAGCUGCCGAGGCCAUCCCCAGUGGUGAUGGGCUCAGAGUGCUGCCCCAGCUCUCGGGUGCCCGGGGGCAAGGCCAGGGAUACCUUUCCACCCUUGGCAGCCCUGUUAGAGGGGCAUGGUGGUGGGGGAGGGCCAGGGGUCAGAGGGAGGUGAUGCCAUCUCCGUGUCAGUAUCAGUGCUUGGUAGAAGGCUGUACAGAGAAGUUCAAGACCAGCAGAGACCGGAAGGACCACAUGGUGAGGAUGCACCUGUACCCCGCGGACUUCCGGUUUGAUAAGCCAAAGAAAAGCAGAAGCCCAGCCUCAGCGGAAGUCCCAGGGGACAGUGGAGAGCGGUCAGAAGGGGAGGCCAUGGAAAUCUGCUCCGAGCCUGUGGCGGCCUCCCCUGCACCGGCCGGUGAGAGGCGGACCUACAGUCAUAGAAUACCCUCUACCAUCUGCUUUGGUCAGGGUGCUGCUCGAGGAUUUAAAAGCAACAAGAAGAAAACCAAACAGUGCUGAUAGAUUCAGAAAAGAAGUGGGGGACAGUCACCACUGGUGGGAGUGGCAUCCGUUGUGGGCCUUUCUCCGACCUGUGGCCACACUGGGGCCGGGGCCACGCCCUCACCAUCCUCCCUGUCUCUGUUCCUCAACAAAUGGCAUCAGCAGCCAUCAUCAGAAGCAGUGAGGGACCCACAGAUUUUGGAAACGACCUUGAGACACUAUUGGGACUGAGAUGUGGACGGCCUGCCUCCCCCUGCAGGGCAAACCCUAAGAAUGUAUUUUUAAACACAUGAAAUAAGUAUUUUUCACUGAU